AUGAAUAACAGGCCAGCGUUUAUUUGUCGUGUUUUAGAUUAUAUUACAAAGGGCAACAGGUAAAAGUAUAAAACCAUUAACCAGUAUGGCUAUGGCAGUAUAAUAUCCUAAAUCAUGUAACUAACUAGUAACUAUAAUAAUUAGCUAAGUACUUAAUAAUAAGGAGAACAAGAGAAAAUAAUAUUAUACGUAUUACGUACCUGAUAGUGUAACAUACUAACUCGUAUGCUGUAUGUCUGAAAAAAAAUAGUUGUUACCUAAUAUCUACGAACUACGGCGUAAAACAUAUUGACUAUUGAGUUAACAUAACAUAAUAUAUAAUAUUAGCCAUGAUAAAAUCGCAGCUAGUAGUUAACAGUUCUGUAGUAUGAGUAGUAUGACUAGUAUAGCACAGAGUACAGUACGUGGCAGACGGCUGUCCUGUGCUCCGUACAGGAUCGCCUGACUAAAUUUAUUUCUCGAGAGGCGCGAUUAGUACGUAGUAGUAAUUGCGCAGUAGUUAUGUGAAUUUUUUUUUUGUUACCAAAUUAAUUUAAUCUUAAUGAUCACCUGGAUACCGUGUUACGAUCGUCAAGUGUUUGAUGUGCAUUUGUUUUCCCGUCGAAUUCUAAUGAAUUCGACGAUUUUCUGUGUGUACGAUACAAUAUCAAGUCAUCCGCCAUAAAUUAAUUUCAUUGUUCAUUAGCAGAAGGUCUAUUAAUUAUUGGUAGACAGUAGACAGAGAAAAGUAUAAAAACUGUAGACACGUUUAUAUUUAAUCUUAUACUGUAUGAUUUUUGGUUUAGUAGAUUUUCACGAUAUUUAUUCAAUCUUAUUUGAUUUUCUAAUUAGAAAAAAAAUGUUCUCUUCAAUGUUCAAAUCAUUUGUAAAAGCAUCUAAUAAACAAAAUAAGAAUAACAGUGAAUCAAAACAAAAUUCAAUUGAACAUAUAAGGCAAAAUAUUGAUGUUCUCAAGUUAUUGAAUGAAGUUAAAGAUGAUAAUUCUACUGAAAAUAUGGUUGUUUCUAAAGUAGUACCUUUGGAAAUUAGUACUAAAGAUUUAUAUAUUGGUUCUGAUUUGAUAAAUAGUAAAAAUGACCCCAAAAGUAUUGAAAAAAUAAAACAAGCCCCUAUAGAACAAAUCAAGGAAACACAAUUAUUAAAUCAAAUCAAAUCGUUGCAUUGUUUGUUUACAUGGAAUUUACAACUGCAAAAGAAGCGAGAUAUUAUUGCACAUAUUAAAAAAAAAUAUGAUAAUUACGAUUUAGACAUUACUGUAACUGAAUUUACAUUUGUAAGAUUCAUUGGUAAUUUAAUCAUUAGUUAUGAAUUAUAUCAAAAUGGUAAACCAAGUGAAAGUGAUACAAUAAUUUUGGAAAUCGGUAAUUGGCUUAAAAAGUUGGAUGAAGGUACUGAUGAAUUUUACUUGUCUAUUAAUACUGCUUUGAAGCACAUUCAAAUGGCAAACUUUGUUCAUAUGUUAUUUGCUGCAAAUGAAACUGGAGGAUUUAAAUGGUUAUUUAAAGAAAUUGUUCCAUUUGACAAUAUGAAUAAUAGAUCCAAAGCCGCUUUGUAUGCUAUAAGAGCAGCUAUAUUAAUUGAAUAUGGCAAAAGUCUUGAAUGUUUUAAAAAUGCAUCUAAAUAUGCUAUUGAAGCAUGUACAUUGGAUCCUAAAACUUCUCACUGGUUUCAUAUUUAUUCAUUAGUGUUGACUGCUCAAAGACAAUUUGUGUAUACACAUGAGUUAUAUUCAACUGAGAAACUGUUGUUACAGAAAAAUGCGUUAUGUCCUACAGAAAGUGAAAUUAACUUGGCAAUUCAGCGAGCUAUUAGUUCUUCUGAUGGAAAAAAUACUUAUUCUGUUAAUUUACUUGUAUUAACUUCUUUAAAUGAAUUGUUGGAAAAUGAAUUUCAAGUGGCACAAAAAGGAUUACCUGUUUUUAAAGCGGAUGAUUCAGAAUAUAUUAGUGAAAUCAAUACAGAAUCAAAUUUGAAAUAUGAUAUAAAAAUGAUAGCAAAAAAGCAUAAAAAUGGUGAAGAUGCAAUUCCUUUUCUUAUUGGUUUAUUUCCAAAAUAUGAUAAAAAUAUCAAAUGGAAAAUUUUAGCCCAAAUUUGUUCAUAUACAAUAUUAUUCAAAAAUAAUUUCAGAGCUGGUGUUGAACAAUUCUUAUUAUUAAUUGGAGAGCCAACUAUUUCCACUAGUGAUUUUAUUAUACGUCAUACCUCAUCAUUUAUUGGUUCAAAAAUAUUUAAUUUAGCAGAACUAAUUUGGAAUGAAAUCAAAUUGGCUUCAGAAAAUACAAAUAUCACUUUUCUCAUGGAUAAUUUAUUUUACUAUACAGUAUUCUUAAAGAUUAAUGAAACGUAUAACUUAAGAAUGAGAACUGUAGACCCAUUUAUGAGAUUCAAGAUUAUUAGUGAUUCAUCUGCUGUGCCUGAUUGUGUAAAAACAAUGUACAAUAAUGAUUUUGAAAUUGAGCAAUACUUCAAAUCCAGAAAUAUAUUUACUAGCUAUCCGCAACAGAUUAAUUCAACCCAGGGUACUAACAUAUAUUUCAAUCAACAUUUUAACUCUUUUCAACAAUAUCAAUGUACAAAAUCAAUACCAUCACCAAUGGAUUUUAAAUUUAACUUAAUAUUUCAAUCUACAUUUUAUACAAAUAAUACAAAAACCAAUAUUGCUUCAAAUUUAACAAACAUAGAUACCAGUUUAACCAAACUUCCAAGAGGGAAAACUUCUCAAGCAACUUAUAAAGCUUGUCUUAAUAAUUUAUUACAAAAUUAUCCAAAUAGUUUUAGAAUAUAUACAGAUGCAUCUAAAAUUCAUAAUAAUGUCGGUAUUGCUGUUGUAUCUACCAAGGAUACAUACAGCUAUAAAUUAUCGUCAGACUAUACAUCAUGUGAAGCUGAAGCAGUAGCUAUAUUGAGGGCACUUGAUUAUGCAUUGACAGAAAAUUUCAAUAAUUACAUAAUUCUUAGUGAUUCAUUAAGUACCAUAUCAUGUAUUCAAAACAUAAAUAUAGCAUCUGAUGUAUUAAAUAGUAUAUUAUGCUUAAUACAUGCACAUCAAUUAAAAGGAAAUUUAAUGAAUUUAAUUUGGAUUCCAAGUCAUAAUGCAAUUGAAGGUAAUGAUAUAGCUGAUAGACUUGCAAGACAAAUUGCCACAUCGUCUACUGCAAUCACUUAUUCGCAUAACUCUUUUAUGGUAACAAAUAUAAAAUCAAAAUUUUUAAAAUCAUGAAAAAGUGUAUCAAUUAAGUAAUAAAUUAGAGCAAUGAAAUAU
Molecule: messenger RNA, 3262 nt
Organism: Melanaphis sacchari
Lineage: Eukaryota; Metazoa; Arthropoda; Insecta; Hemiptera; Aphididae
Exons: 6
Coding region: 770-3220 (816 amino acids)
Biological process (GO): DNA replication, removal of RNA primer
Molecular function (GO): nucleic acid binding; RNA-DNA hybrid ribonuclease activity
Source: RefSeq, a predicted model, not a curated record